Molecule: messenger RNA, 2397 nt
Organism: Trichoplax adhaerens
Lineage: Eukaryota; Metazoa; Placozoa; Uniplacotomia; Trichoplacea; Trichoplacidae
Exons: 24
Coding region: 1-2397 (798 amino acids)
Cellular component (GO): cytoplasm
Molecular function (GO): guanyl-nucleotide exchange factor activity; calcium ion binding; acyltransferase activity
Source: RefSeq, a predicted model, not a curated record
AUGACACCAAAACAACUUACUCAGCCUCUACAAGGUUGGCGAAGAAGAGACACCAGUUACUAUGUUAUUGAUACGUUAACUCACUUUUUCGCAUCUAAUUUCAUAUUUAUUACCAAUAAAAAUAUUAUAAUUCGUAUUUUCAAGUGCCAUCUUUUCAUGCCUAAUCUUGUAUUUACUAACAUUAAGAAACAAUCUAUAUUUGAUAGAUAUUUACGCGAACGGUAUCGACAUGGUUCCUCCAUCAUUAUUUUUGCACUUGGUUUUCAUAAAGUAACUAUUAUCGGAAAACUAGCAAGCCCGGAGGAAGCAAGUAUUAUCGUGGCCGCACCUCAUUCCUCAUUCUAUGAUGUUCUACUAAUACAAUAUUGCCGAUUUUUCGCUUCUAUCGGAAAGCAAGAGUUUCUUAAUAAUCCCAUUCUACGUUCUAUUUCAUCUAUCAAUCAAGGAAUUUAUGUUUCAAGAUCUAGUUCGAGUACUGAAAAAGAAAGCAUCAAUAAAAUAGUGGGUAAUCCGAAUAAAAGUGCAAUAAAAUGGCCGCAAUUAUUAAUCUUUCCCGAAGGAGCAUUUGUUCCUGGUGUUCCAGUGCAACCAGUUACUAUCCGAUAUCUUAACGAAUUAGACACCUAUACCUACGUUUUUGGCGGAUAUUCUCGAAAUUUAUCCAUUCCUGUUACUGACUGUGCUUAUGAGGAUGCUUGCCUUUGCAUCAACGCCACUGCCUAUCAUUUGCCAAGGGAAAGUGGUUUAAUUGAAUUCUCAAAAUUAAAUCGAGAACUUGGACUGUCAUUUAGUGACGCAAAGUGCCAUCUACAAAAAUUUGCGAGUAUCGACCUAAAUAGAGAUGGAAAAAUUGACAUUGAAGAAUUAGCCCAUUACCUACAACUGGAAAUGUCAUGUCUUUUACCAAUCUUUUCGUUACUAGAUUGGAACACAGCUUUCACCAAGAUCGACCAAAUCGGUCAAAAAGACGAAAAUGAUUUCCAGGACUUUAUGUUGCAGCUCUUUCCCUAUCUCAGCUCUGAUCAAAUAAGAACAUUCUUACUCUAUCUUUUAGAGCAGCAUGGGGAUGGAAUUACCGUGGCUUGGCUUAGCAAUAGUUCUUCUGGUUAUGAAUCUGACUUAACUACAAGAACAUCUCAAUCUGUUACAGCUCGUGAUAAACUAAAGAAAGAAUCGCAAGAAUACAAAAUUUAUUGGUCGCCUGCUUUGUAUUUAGAAAUAUUUGCGACCGAUAAGUUCAUGGAUGAAGAUAAAGCCCUUUCUAGUGAAAGUAAUUGUAGCGAACAAAGCCUUGAAGAUAGCCAAAUGCAAAGUGAGGCCAGCAAGACUGAUGAAGGAACUGAUCAAGACGUAUGUUGUUCUACGACUUCAGCUGAAAUGAAGGAGAUGAAAUCUAGCAUGGCUUCCAAACAUCAGCUAUUAUUAGAAUUUAAAAUUAAAGAACUCAUUGAAACAGAAAAAUCUUAUGUUUCCGAUUUGGAUAUCCUGAUCAAGCAUUACCUUCAUCCAUUUCAAAACGACUGGAAAAUUAUGAUGGAUGUAGGAGACAGCGACGAAAUAUUUCUCAACAUCGAUGAAAUAUGGGAAUUUCAGGCGUGGGUUACUUAUCUAUAUUUUGAUGAAUUAUUUAAUCCUUGCCAUUCCUUCCUUCGGUCCCUUGAAAGCUGCAAGGGCAAUCUUGUUCGCAUAUGUGCCACGUUCAUAACUAAGGAUUGUUUAAAUGGAUUUGAAAAUAUUUAUGGAAAAUAUAUAUGUAGCUAUGAUAAGGCCGUUGCUACAUUGCAAAGAAUUAUGAAAGAGGAUACUAUCGAAACUUUUUUAAAUGAAUGUCGUGAAAAUACUGGUACUAACCUGAGCUUAGAAUCUUACCUUGUUAAACCUUUACAAAGAUUAUUGAAGUAUAAAUUAAUCUUGGAGGAAAUACUCAAGUAUUUGGAUGGUUCAGUGAAAGAUCAGGGAAUUGUAAAAGCGGCUAUCGAAUUUAUGUCAACGAUAGCAGAUCGAGUGAAUGAGAGUAAAAAAUUAUAUGAUAUGGCGAACAGCAUUCAGUGUAUCACCAACUUGCAAGAAAACUACGGGGAUUUUAUAAUGGAGGGAAAGUUCCACAAGCUUUGGCCAAGGAAAGAACGAAAAUUAUUCCUCUUUGAGAAAGCAUUAUUACUGACGAAGCCCAGGCCACAUGAUAAAUAUAUGGUGAAAGCAUGUAUUCCGUUGAAUCUUAUUUAUGUCAACAUUCAUGAAACUAAAGAUGACAUCAUGAUGAUGACUACGAUUUCGUCAUCUUUAAGCUCAAAAAAUAAAAAACCAAUCCAAUAUCGUGCUGAAAACAGAACCAUUUGCUGUCGGUGGGUCAAUGAAAUGAAGCAAAGAAUAAAAUCAAUGAACGAGGAUCCAUGA